Tetrahymena thermophila SB210 is the source of this 10932-nucleotide messenger RNA. RefSeq names its product EF hand protein. The transcript has 27 exons. Gene Ontology annotation, molecular function: protein kinase activity; calcium ion binding; ATP binding. The record is from RefSeq and is a predicted model, not a curated record. NCBI's taxonomy places the organism in Eukaryota, Ciliophora, Oligohymenophorea, Hymenostomatida, Tetrahymenidae. Gene Ontology annotation, biological process: protein phosphorylation.
AUGAAUUACAGUCGAAGUUUUCAGUAAUCGGGCAUUCAGAUAACAUAAGUCGAAUUAAAGGAUUUUGAAAUAGAUGGUCCCAUUAAUGAUAGCAUCAGCGCAUAUUUUGCCAAGAAUAAAACAGAUUCAAGCAUAGUUUAUCUGAUGAAAAAAAUAAUUUUUACUACUCCUUCUGAGAGAUAGGUUUGUCUAACAUAGAUAUAGCAGCAAUCAAAUUUAAAUCUAAAGGGAUUUAUCUUCCCAAAAGCUAUAAGCUUGGAAAUGAGAGAUGAGCAUGAGCAUAUUCUCUAUUUGUUUUAUGAGAAGAGAGAAGGUUCUCUCAAAGAAGAUAUAGAAAAGAGACAGCGCACUCGAAAUUUCUACUCUACAGCUGAAUUAAAGGGUAUGAUUGAAUAUUCUUUUGAGCAGCUUCACAAGUUAAUUCUUAAAAAUACAUCACAUUUAAAUAUAAAACCUUCUAAUAUGAUUCAGAACAAUUAAGGAUAUUACUCAUUUUCUGAAGGAGGAUAUCCUUCCUAAAAUGUUACUUUAGAGAACGACGUUUUUCGUUCUCCAUAACUCCUAGAAUAUCUCAAAGAAAAAAAGCCAAUAUUAAAAAUGUCUUCUGAGUUGAGAGAAUCCUCUGAUAUUUUCUCUCUUGGUUUAUGCUACGUAUAGGCUGCUACUUUGAUGACUCCAAAAUAGCUAAGAUGCUUCAAUGACGAGAGUUAUUCACCCUAAGAAUCAAAAGAAAUUUUGGAUACAAUCCAAAAAAGAUAUGGUAAUGACCUAUUUAAAUUAGUAUCAACCAUGACUAGUUAUGAUGAUGAUAGAAGAUCAAGUUUAGAUGCAAUUAAAAAUAAAGAAUUUAGGAAUUUUUAAGAAUCAGAUGAUAAGCAAUUUAAAGGUGGUCCUGAUAGCUUAGAUAAUAAUGGCAUAAUACAAGCAACUCCAGAGGAUGAUGCAUUUGUCAAGAAGAUCAAAUAAAAGUGUGCAUAAUAUUGUGAAAAUAGGUCAUAGACUUUGCCUGACUUUUUUAGCAAAUCAGAUUAAUAUGAUAAAAUAACUAAAACUAUUACAAAGUACGAGUUUAGAAGAUUAAUCGAGCUUAUGGACAUAAGGUUAACUGAUUAUGAAGUCAAGUCUAUAAAUAGAGUUUUAGAUCCUAAUGACACUGGUAAAUAUAAUAUGGUGGAAUUCUUCAGAGAUUCAAGUACUAUAAGUUAAUCGAAUAUGUUGUUAAGUCAAAUGCUGAAAGACGACCUACCUUCGCUUGGAUCUGAAGAGGAAGAGCUUCUUCUAUAAAGUGCUCUAAAGAAAGCAUACAAUUUUAUUAAGAGAGAGAAUAUCAAUAUAGAAAGUUAGCUAAAAGAGGAAGAUAGUAGGUAAACAGGAUGGCUGACUUUCGAGCAAUUUAAUAAAGUUAUGAAUAGAAAUAGUAUUAUCUUUAGAGAAGCUGAAUUCAAUAGUAUAAAAGUGAAAUUUGAUCUUGAGUUUAAAAAGGAAAGAAUUUAAUAUUUGAAAUUUUUAGAAGCCAUGAAAAAAUCAUUCUCAGUUGGAGACUAAGAAUUAAAGGACUAGCUAAAUAUAAUAUUUUAAUCUAUAUACAAAAACUUUAAAAGCUUUGAUGAUUUUCUUCAUAAGUAAGCAAAGGAUAAUCAGAGUUAUAUCAGCUUCGCUGCUUUUACAACUUAUCUUUCAUAUGAUGGAAUCAAUAUUACUGAAAAAAUGAAUAAUAAGCUUAAGGAACUCUUGGAUCCACAUGUGUCUGGAUAAAUCUAUCUCUCAUAAAUUAAAGAGGUUUUCCAACCAAAUAUAGAAUCUCAUUUGUUAACAAUUAUUACAGAUUUAGCUAAUCAAAUUGAUAAGAAAAAUUUAUCAUUUUCUAGUUUCAUCUCAAACUAUUUUCCAAAGUCUUAUUACAUUAAAGUAGCUACUUUUGCAGAGAAAUCUUAUGAAGUUUUGAGGUGCAAUAUUGAAAGAAAAGAUGUUUCUUUUAUGCUUGAAUAUUUUAAAAUACAACCAAAUACUUAGGAUGAAUUCCAUAUUAAUAAACUCAAAGAGGAGAUAGCAACCUUUGCAAAAAAGAAUAAGAUUGUCUAUGCAUAACAAAUAUUUGGGGAUUCAAAUGCACCUCUAAAUGAGUCUGUUAGGCAAAAAAGGGAUUCUGAUGCUAAUUUAAGAGGCAGUGAAAAUUAAAGUAAUUAUGGAAAGAAGAAAGAUUACAGUUUCUCAGCCAUUAUAGCUGAUUUGAAAGAAGCUGCUAGAAGUUUUAAAAGACAAGAUAUUCUUAAAUUUUAUGGACUAUCAGAUAAGAAAAAUGUCAGUCUUAAUUACGAUACAUUUAAAAAAUAUCUUGAUUUCUUUAAGCGCAUGGAAGAAUCUGAGAUAUCUAUUUUAUUUAAUUAGCUUUCCAAAAAUAUAAAUAAUGUUAAAGUAGUAGAUGCAGUUGAAUUCUUAAGUUUAUUAGAUAUAAAGACCUAUGAUGAGGCUGAUAUCAAGCCUGCUGAGUUGGUUGGCGGUUUUAAUAUAAAUGAUGUGUAAAAAUACUCCCCAGUUUUUAUUGAAAUAAAUAGAUUAUUGAAAGAUAGAGGAGUAGGUGCUAAAAGCCAUUUCUCAUCUCACUAAUCUAUUGUUUAAAGAUCAUUUGUAGAGGAUAGACUGAGAGAGUUAAAUUUCAAGGUUGACGACUUUGGUAGAGAACUUGAUAUGAUUUUCUAAUAAAUUGGUGGUAGAAUUGACAGAGUUGAAAUUUAAAAGUUUGUGGAUGUAGUAAAUCACUUUGAAAAUAUAGCUAGCAACAAAGUGGUUCUUAUUGAGAAUAAAAGCGCUAUUGUUUGGUUCAUUAAAAUUUACAAAGCUAUGCAAGACACAUCUAUUUCUUUGAAUGCAUUUAAUAGACUUAUUUCUGGCAGUGAUAGAAUAAGUUAAGAUGACUUUACAUAUAAAAUUGAGAGAGAGCUUGGGUUGAGAAAAGAUGAUAAUUAUCAAAUUUUCUUAGAGUCUAUUUCACACAAAAAUGGUGAUAUUUCCUUUACAAAAUUUGAAGAGGGUUAUAUAAAAGAAGAAAAGGCUCUAAAGGCUUUGAAUGAUAUCAGAUUAAUGACUAAGUCCAACCAAAAAAUAAUUUCUUAAGCAUUUUCUAACAUGGACAUUAAUGGCGAUGGGUUGAUAACUAAGAAUGAGUUUAUAGAGAUGAUGCCAGUCAUAAACUCAAGUUUAAAUAAAGAAGAACUCAAUUAUCUCUUUGAAAGAUUAGAUUUAAAUAAUAGUGGAAAUAUUUCCAUAGAUGAAUUCAGAGACAAUAUUAUGGGCAGAGACGCAGUUAAAAAUUAAUAAGAUUAUGAAAGCAAUUUAAAAUCUUUCUAUCAAGAACUUUAACAAGUAAUUCACAAUUCCAGAAAAACAUUUGAUGAUCUCUUCUUAGAUACAAAGGAAAAAUAAAUGACUACUGCAGAGUUUGAAAAGAUUUUAGGCAGAUUAGGAUAACGUCUUGAUGAUAAGUAAAAGAUUUUAAUGGUUAUGGAAGAUCUGACUUUUGGAGGUGUUGUGUUCAACAGAAUGAGACUUAAAAAGAAAUAUCAAAAGUAUGUUGAUAAUUACAAAGAAUAACAAUACUAAAACUCUAAGAGCAGCAAUAUGAGUGGAAAUUCUGCUAAAUAAGAUGCUUACGAAUUUGUUAAAAUUAUUAAAAAUUCUGUUAAAAGUCAAAAUCUUUAUUUUGAUGAUGUGUUUAAUAGAAGGAAAAAUUAUCAAAAAAGUGAUUUCAGCGACUUGCUUUACAAUAAGCUGAAUGUAAACACUAAACGCUAUUCUGAUAUUUUUGACAAUUUUUGGAGCUAUUUUAAGGAUUAGUACAAUAACGAACUAGAAUUUAAGCUUUUUGAAGAAGUUUACAACGAUUUAAGAGAGAAUAUGAAUGAGAGCAGCAGUAAAGGACAGGGCAGAGAUAAUUUUGGCUCGAAAGAUAAUUAUGCAAAAGUUUUAGAUAAAUUUUUAGCUGAUAAUGCUAAGGAUUGUGAUAAUGAGUUUUAGAGAUUCCAUGAAAAAUCUAUCACAAUAAAUGAGUUCUUAAGAGCUAUCAAAAAAGUUGGGUUAGAUCAAUAAUUUAGAGAUAAAGAUAUUGAAGAUUAUUGCUAAGAGUACAAUGCAGUUCUUAAAAAUGGAGAAAUAGAUUACCCAUUUUUACUUGAAAAAGUGAAAAGAAAGCAACGUGAUGAUAGAAAUGACGAUAGAGAUAGAGAUAGAAGAGAAAAAAAUAGAGAUGAUUAUGAAGAUAGAUAAAGAGGGGAUAGAGAUUUUGAUAGAAAUAAGAGCCAAAGAGAUUUCGAUAGAAGCAGAGAUUUUGAUAGAGAUUAAGAUAGAAACAGAGAUUAAGAUAGAAAUAGACAAAAUGAUGAUAAAAGAAAUAGAUUUAGAGAUGAUAAUGAUGAAAGAGAUGAUAGAAGAAGAAGAAACGAAAGAGAUGAUGAUGAGGACAGAAAUUAAAAGUUUAGAAACGAAAGAAACGAUUAAAAUAGGAGAAGAAAUGAUGAUGACGAAGACGAUGAUGAUAAUAGAAGAAAUUAAGGAAGAAAAUAGUAUGAUAAAAGAGACUAUUAAAAUGCUUUAAAAAAUUUCCUUGAAUAAAUGAUUUAGAAUAAGUGUAAUAUUUUUGAUGUAAUUAAAGAUGCUAAGUUGGAUAAGUACAAAGAAGGAUUAGUUGAUGAAAGGGAUUUCUGGGAAGAAAUGAAAUUAAAGAGAGUCAAAAUUUCUAGCAGUGACUAAGAAAUUAUUGGAACCUAUGUAACAAAUAAUAAAAGAAUGCUUGAUUAUUAAAAGCUAGAUGGAGACAUUAGAGCUUUUAUUGAAUAGGCUAGGAAGGCCAAAGGUGGUGACGAUAAAAAGAAGAAAAAGAAGAAAAUGAAAUCAGAUGAACUUAAUAAAAUUAUUGAAGAAUUCAGGAAAGACAUGAAAAAAUAUCUUGAAUCCAAAAACGUUGGUGUUAGGUAUAUUUUCAAAAGGUUUGACAAGGAUAUUGAUAACUUUAUUUCAUUUUCUGAAUUCGAAAAUGCUCUAAAAGAUAGUAAACUCUGUCCAUUCUUCGAGUAAUAUGAGCACAUAGAUGGAAUAGUAGAAAAUAUUUUCGAUGUUUUUGAUGAGGAAAAAGAGCUUAAGAUUGACUUAAGUUAAUUUACUAAAGUUCUCUUCCCUUAAUAGAGUAAUAUUUAAAUUGAACCAAUCAUGAAGCAAUUCAAAACACUUAUUAGUGGCUCAACUGAAGAGGAUUUGAGAAGAGAGUAUUAAAAAAUAGAUAAAAAUGAAGAUGGAAAAAUUUAAUUUAGUGAAUUCCAAAAAUAUAUAAAAUCUUUUACUAAGGGCAAAAUGUCUGACAUAGAAAUAGAAAGUUUAUUCUAGCACUUCACUAAAGAACAAGGAACUGAUACUAUUUCUAUCGACCUUUUCAUUAAUGUCAUUUUAGAUGAUCACAUGAAUUUCGAAAAAAUUAGGUAAAAAAUCAUAGAAUACAAAGAUAAAAAGGAUAGGACAUUAAAAUCAAUAUAUGACCAAUACGCUGGUCCUCAAGGCUCUAUUAAUCUUCACUCUCUUUAGAUGUUCUUUUAAGUUUUAAAACUUGAUUUCAACAUGGACUAGCUUGAUGAGCUGUUUUCUUUCUUAGAUAAGAAUGGUGAUGGUAUUAUUUCUUAUGACGAGUUCUAUGAUGCUAUUGAGAAAGCAGAGGUAAGCUUAUUCUAGUUGCUGAAAAGAAUGAGAAGAGAAUUUGUAAAAGCAAAAUGCGAUAUAGCAAAGGAACUUUCAAACAGAUCAUUUGGAAGAGACACUGUGGGUUUUGGUGAUUUUAAGGACUGCAUUUAACAAUUUAAGGUGGAGGUUAAACCUUUUGAAUAUGAUGCUUUAUACAAGAAAUAUGGAAAAAGCGAUUAUAUUUUGUAUAAUAACUUUUUAUAAGACUUACUUUCAAAUAAAUAUGAUAUUGAACCAAUAAAAAAGAAAAUUAAAGAAUAUAUCAAUAAAGAAGGCUUAAACUAUGCCUCUUUCUUUGAUCUUUUUACUAGUUCUCCCGAUUUGUUAAAUUUCCCAGAUUUCUAAAAUAUGUUAGCAUAGUGUGAGGCAAAUAUUCCUAAAGAUGAGAUGCUUGAAGCAUUUUCAGCAUUUGAUUUAAAUAAUAGUAGAAAAAUUCAUAAAAAUGAGUUCAUAGAUGUGCUUGAGGGCAGAAUAGCACCAUAAGCUGCAAUUGGAUUCAAUAAUAUGCUUUAAAAUGCUAUGAAUUACCAACCAAUGAAUUAAAUGGAUUAUUCGCUUUCCGCCUCAGUUAAUAUGGGCCUUACAAAUAUGCUAGGAUAUGCUGGAUAUGGAUAAAACACUGGUAAUGUUGUAGAUAAUUAAAGUAUGGUUCAAUCUUAGUUUGUUUAGACAUAGUAUGGGCUUCCCCCUAGACCCUCAAUCUUAAUUACGAAUCAAUAAAAUUAGUUACAACCAGCUAUUCCUAAUAGUGGCUUUGCUCCUUAGAAUAAUUAAAAUAAUUAAACUCCAUAAAUAAAUGUUUUAGAUGCUAAUAAAGAGGUUGUUUUAAGAGGAGACUGCUCAGUUGAAGAGAUUAUUGACUAAAUAAAAUAAGUGUGUUAGAAUAAAUAUAUCAACCCUUUCUAUUUAUUCGUCUAAAUAGAUACAAAGUUUAUUUGCGGAUAUGAUAAUGAAAGUGACAUAGAAGAAGUUAUGAGCAAAGGAUUAGGCAUGAAACUUAGAAAUUCUCAUUAUAUUGACAUAUCAUAGAGGUUUACUAUAAAAGAGAAAAAGUUACUGGCCUAUUAAAAUAUAUUGAAAGAUAUUAUAGGUUUAGUUUCUCUUGUGAGAUAAUGCAUGCUUUACUCAAUCAAGGUUCAAGGCAUUACUUUAGAAGCUUUUAUUAAUAAUUUGUUUACUUAGUAUAAGACAAAGCAAUUUUCUGGUGAUCUUCUAAAAGCAUACAUUUAAUACAGCUUAAAUAUAACUACAGCUACUCCAUAAGAAGUUUAGGAAUUAUUCAAUAAUAUUAUGUAACACAAUAAAGAGAAAUUCACUAUUUAUGAUACAAUUGCAUCUUUCCUUUCAGUCAAUGUGAAAUAUGAUGGAAAAAUGGAUAGCAUUAAUAAGAUCGAUGUACUCACAACUUCAGGCAUUUUAAGCUAAAUGAAAUUAUUGUGCAGCUAACUAAGAAUAUCUUUGAUUGAUGUGUUCUAGCUUUAUGAAAGUUAAGGCCUUUACAAUAUUAACCCAAGACAAUUUUCAAAGAUUUUUGAGGAUUUAGAUAUUAACUUAACAAAAAAUUAAAUUGAUUCUAUAAUUCAGUAAUACUAAAUUGAAGGCCAAAUAAAGAUUCAAUAUCCUAUAUAUGAAGCAGAAGCCUUCCCUGAAACGUUUAGAAAGUUUUGUCUUAAUGUUAUAAGAUGCAAUAAGAUGGGAUUCUAAGAUUUCUUCUCACAUUUUGCUCCUUAAAAUUCUUAAAGAUGGACAAAGCAAGAAAUAAAAUUGUUGUUCUCUAAUUUCCACAUUUUUCCUAGUGAAAAGGAGAUUGAUAGUCUUUAUGAUGUUAUUGCUAAAAGUAAUAGUAGUAUAUAUCCAAACUAAUUAGCAGAUUUCUUAGGAAUUCAAUCUAACCUCUCAAGCAUUCAGUGUGUUUAAUAUUACGAAAAUAUACUUAACAAUGUGCAAACAACAAUUAAUGAAUACAAUAGAAAUAGACCUGCUCUUUUAAGUAGGUUGUCAGCAAUGCCACCUCAAAUUAACCCUUAUGAUGCUCAAUAUCUAUAGAAAAAUGCAAUGUUUGUAUAGACCUAAACAUAAACACACAUAAGAUCUCCUUCUUUAUUAAAUGUGAACCCUCAAUAAAGUAUGAAUGAUUUCUAGUUUUAGAGAACAGAAACAGUAGUCAGCUCUGCAUAGCCUUAAAAGCAAGUUUAAUUUUCAUAAAAUAACUUCUACGAAGAACCCUAAAAAAGAUAUGAUCAAUAGCCUUAAGGAUAUGACUAACAAAAUCAAUAUGAUCAAAGAAGACCUUAUGAUUAAAACUACCAAGGUUAAUAAUAGUAUGAUUAAAGAAGACCAUACGAUCAAGGCUAUGAUUAAAAAAGACCAUAGGACUAAGGUUAUGACUAAAGAAGACCAUAGGACUAAGGAUAUGACCCAAGAAGAUUUUAAGAUUAAGGUUAUGAUUAAAGAAGACCCUAAGACUAAAGAUAAGGCUAGAGAAGGUACGAUUAAGAGUUUGACUAAAGAGGAUACAAUUAGUCAUAGUAUUAAUAGCAAAACUAACCGUUUAGUUAACAACAAAGUUAAUAGAAUAUAAACGAACUAAAUAGAGGACAGAAUAGCUAAUUUGAUCCAAGAAGAAGUAUGAACUAGUUUGAUUAAAGAAACUAAUUCCAAGAUGUUAAAAAUAACUCAUAAGGCUAAAUACCAUUUGAACAAAACAUGAAAAAUAAGCAGAUUAUUGAAGAAUAGGCUAAUCUAUUAUCUAUAAGUUUGAAUAAUAAAGGCGGUAUUGAAUUGAUAAAUAAAGCAGGAAAAGAAGGCACUAUUAACCCUGGAAUAUUUGAAGGAAUUCUAGUCAAAUUCUAUGAUAUGUUGAGUUCUCCACAACUUAAAAUUUUCAUCGAUAGUCUUCUUGACAACUCUAAUAUGAUAUAAUUACAAGCAGUAUUUAACAAAUGCUAAUAUGAUCAUAGAAAAUUCAUAGAUAAUCAAGAAAUAAAUAAGUAGUUAGGUGUUGGAAGAAAACAAGAUUUGCCUUAAGGAUCAAAAGCUGUUACUAGUAAUGAACAAUAAAGAGUUGAAUAAAUUAGAUUAGCUCUCUUAGAUAUAUAUAAAAACGAUUUCCAAUAACUCAGUGAAACAUUCUUCAUGAGUACCCCUUUGAUAGAUUUAUAGCAAUUCCUUCAAAUAACAAAGCAGAUUUUCUCUAUGUCAGGCUCUUAAAUUUAACAACCUCAUGAAAAGGAAUUGGAAUGGAUGUUUAAUGAAAUCGAUGCAAAUUAAGGAGGAACAAUUACAUACAAUGAAUUUGAGUUAUAUUUUGCUGGAAGCUAAGAAGUUGUUCAAAAAAAGCGCAAUAAAAAACUUAGCAUUUCACCUCAAAUGGAAUAAGAAAUUCUUGAAUUGUUCAAAGUAGUAGAUGUCAAUGGUGACUAGCAAAUAAAUGCUGAUGAGCUCAACAGACUUUUCUCAAAAAUAGGAAGCUUUGCUUCAGCUUAGGAAAUAGAGGAAUAUAUAAGAAGAUAUGAUAAAAACGGAGAUAGAACUUUAGGAUUUGAAGAAUUUAAAAUGAUCAUGGAAGAAAAAAUAAAGAAUGAAAUGAUGACCUCAGAAUCUAUUAUAGAUGACUUGAAGAAGGAAUUUAAAAAAGUUGACCUACAAAACACAAGAAGCUUAAAUAUUGGAUAGUUAGGUUAGGUCUUCAGUAAUAUGGGAGUUCAAUUAAAGCCUUCAGAAUUAAGUGCAUUAUUCGUAGAAAUAGAUGUUGAUGGCAGCAGAACUGUUGAUAUAGACGAGUUGAUUGCAUUCAUUACUAGAAACUCAGAUGGAGUCAGCACUCUAGCUUAAACAGCCAUUUUAAAUAUAAGAUCAAGUAGAAAAUUUUCUAUUAAGGAUUUACUUGAUACUUUUAAGUAGAUGCCAUCAAAUUAUAGACUUUCUUUUAUGAGAACUCAAUUUUAAAGAGGCUAAAACUUACCAAGCUCUACUUUGCGCCCUAAAGUAACAGCUUCUCUAAUCUACUCAGACCUUCAUUAUGAUAACCCAGGAAUAAUUGAUAACAAUUUAUCAGUUCUUGAUCACAAAUAUAAUUAAUCUGCCUUCUAAAUUGAAUUGACAUUUAAGAGUGCUACUGGUAUACCGAUACCUGAUGUAAAUGCAUUCCCUCGUGAUCAAAUAUUUAAGAGAAUUGCUUAUGUGUCACUAUAUGAUGGUAAUAGACAAUAUUUAGGAAAUACAUGUAGAAUAGAAUCAUUCUGGAACCCUAAUAAUGAAGAUAUAUGGGAAUUUGAAAAAUAAUAAUUUGGAGAUUAAACUCUAUUUGUUCGUUUUAAUGGAUAUGAUAAAAAUAAGCACACUAACUUAAAUAUUUGUAUUGAGCUUGUAAUGAACUAUCUUCCUAAGAAGAGUAAUUCUAAAUGUGAUUUGGAGAUAUCUGUUUCUCAUGUUAUUAUACCAUUUACUAGUCUUAGCAGAAAUGGAGAAUAUUCUUUUUAACUUAAUGGAGGAGAACCUACUAAACCUGCUAACAUAAGACCUGAAGAUAUUAGAGCAAAGAGAUCAGGAGUUUCGGCUUUGAUUAAGACUUUCAAAAAAGUAGAAUCGCAAAUUAAGGUCAACAUAAAUACAAAUAUUACAAAUAAAAAUCAUCUAAAUGAUUUAGCAAUCAUGCCUGACAUGAUUGUCAUGAGAAGAACUAAUCUUCCCUUCUUCACUAUAUACAGAGAAUACUUUGGUUUCAGGAGCAUUUGUAAGAAAGAAAUUGAUAUUAGCUUAGCUUGCGACCCUAUAUUUAAGACAUUUAGCAAAGUUAUUGACUGCCCUGACACUGUUAAUUUUAUUGGAGAUUUUUGGAGAAAUGAAGUAGUAGUAAAAAUUUAGAAGUUAGAAGAUCAAAAGAUUGCCUUCUAAAAAAUUAUGAAUCACCUUUAUUUGCUUUUUAAUUAUGAUAGAUUUGCAUUUGCUCCUAAUGAUCCUACUGCAAGUGUUUAUUGCUUCCCAAUGGUAAUUCAAGAAAGAAAUAGGUUGCUUAAUUUAUGUAUAGAAGAUUUAAGAAUUAUGCUAGGCCUUAAAAUUGGAUAACCAUCUAAUCUUAAGAUUUAAGAGAGCUCUGUUCCUUUCACAAUAGAAGAAUUAUUAGAUGAUAAUCAAGAAGAUGAUAACAACAUGUUCUAAGAGUUUUUAGCAAGAAAGUCUUCAUAGUCUAUUUUAUCCAGAAAAUGA